This is a messenger RNA of Pyrus x bretschneideri (Chinese white pear), 559 nucleotides long. Its product is annotated as protein RALF-like 33. The coding region runs from base 89 to 430 and encodes 113 amino acids. The record is from RefSeq and is a predicted model, not a curated record. The transcript has a single exon. Lineage: Eukaryota; Viridiplantae; Streptophyta; Magnoliopsida; Rosales; Rosaceae.
GAAGAAAUCAGCAUCCUUCAUAUCAUUUAAAACAACUCAGCAGCUAUAAAUACUCGUUGGAAGCCAAAAACACACCAUACAAAAAACUAUGGCCAAUUCCUCCGCCAUUAUCUUUUCCUUGGCCCUCGUCACCGCUCUGAUCAUCUCCGCUGACGCAGGCAGCGAUCACAGGGUGAGCUGGGUUCCGCUGAGACCCCGCUGCGAGGGUUCGGUAGCAGAGUGCAUGGAUGAUCAUGAUGAUGAGUUUGGCAUGGACUCAGAGAUCAGCAGGCGCAUCUUGGCCACCUCACAGUACAUAAGCUAUGGAGCUCUGCAGAGAAACACUGUGCCUUGCUCUCACAGAGGUGCUUCCUACUACAACUGCAAGUCGGGUGCCCAGAGCAACCCCUACAAACGCGGAUGCAGUUCUAUUGCCCGUUGCCGGGGUUGAUCACCAGUGUAGCUGUUUUAUGUUAUGGAUUUAAGUAACAGAUCAUGCUGUGAAUUGUAAUGCUCAUACUAUUGCUUUAUCUUUCUGUUUUUAUCCCGACAAUACUGUAGUCGAAAUUUUCUUGAUCAA